Molecule: messenger RNA, 927 nt
Organism: Nicrophorus vespilloides
Lineage: Eukaryota; Metazoa; Arthropoda; Insecta; Coleoptera; Silphidae
Exons: 3
Coding region: 107-856 (249 amino acids)
Source: RefSeq, a predicted model, not a curated record
UCGGCUUGCGCAAUUUAGAGCUGGCUUUAUUGAUUGAAGUGCAAUAAAUUGCACUUAAUUUGCAUCAUAAUUGUAAAAACUACCAUACGAUUUGUAAGAUUGAAACAUGAAUAUUCCAAUUAUAGACGAUAAUACUAAAUUGGAUGUAAUUGAGAAAAGGGUGAACAGCGUUCCAAAAGAACAUUUGGAAGCUCUCAUCAAUUUUGUAGAUAAACACAGGAUUCUAUUGAGAAGACAAUUUGCGGAAACUUCCAAAGUCAAACGCCUGUGGGUAGAAUUUGCUAAUGAAGUAAGCUCUAAGCAUAGUCCAUACAAAACAUCUCAACAAUGGAAACAGCUCUUCGCAGAGUGGAAAACUUGCACGAAAAAGAAGAUCCGCAUCAAGAAGGUUGGAAAGUACAGCGAGAUGAGUAUCAUCAAAACUGUAAGCGAUUUAGAUAGAAGACUGCUGGAUCUGAUUAUGCGUAGGAAUGUGAAAGAUCCGGCAGUGUACGACCUAUUUGCUGAUAAUACAAAUGAAAAUGCAUUAGAGGUUGAAACUGUGGAUGUUGAAGGAGAACAUGAUGUUAGUGCAUUCAUACGGGAGGCUCGUCCGAGGGAGUCGCUAAGAAAAAGCGAGUUAUUUCAGUAUUUGCAACACAAAUUGUCUAAUAUUUUGGAGCCGGAUGCAAAUACCGUGAGGGAUGCAGACAACAGAGGUGCUAUUUUGCAACUUAGCGAUGCCAUAAUAAAAUUCACUGAAAUAUAUAAAGUAAGAACUGAGUUGGAGAAGGUCAGAGUGCACGCUGCUGUCAUGAACGCCAAAGCCAACUAUUACCAAACGUUUGGCACUUUGAAUGGUUUUAAUGAGGCUUAAGCCUCUUUACAUAAAUAAAUUACAAGCCAAAGUUACGUGUCAAGAAGUAUACAAUUAAAGUUUGCUUACAA